AUGAACAAAUGGUCUUUAAGACAAUUAGAUGUUAAAAAUGCAUUUUUACACGGCGAUCUUGAAGAAGAAGUUUUCAUGAGGCAACCCCCUGGUUUUGAAGAUUCUGCACAUCCAGAGUUUGUGUGUCAAUUAAAGAAAUCUCUUUAUGGUCUUAAGCAAGCUCCAAGGGCUUGGAAUGCUAAAUUCACUGGUUAUUUACCAGCUAUUGGUUUCAAAUCCUCUCAUUAUGACCCAAGUUCCAAGGCAUCUUGUAUUCAAGAAGUGGUUGAUGAACUCAGUGCAGUUUUUGAAAUGAAAGACAUGGGAAUGCUAACCUAUUUCUUGGGUUUACAGAUUGAUUAUAAUGCAGAGAGUGAUAUAUUUUCUGAGGGUACACUUCUAUCUGAUCCCUCAUUAUAUCGAAGUGUUGUUGGAGCUUUACAAUAUUUAACAUUUACCAGACCAGAUUUAUCCUAUGCUGUCAAUUCUGUUUGCCAAUACAUGACUGCUCCUACAGAACUUCAUUGGUUACUUGUUAAAAGGAUACUCAGAUACAUUCAGGGCACUCUAGAUCAUGGAUUGAAGUUCUCUAGUGGUCCUUGGCAAUUACAUGCUUUUAGUGAUGCAGAUUGGGCAGGAGAUGUGAAUACCAGACGAUCUACUACGGGAUUUGUGGUUUUCUUAGGUCCUAAUCCUAUUUCAUGGCAAUCCAAGAAACAAACCUCUGUGGCUAAGAGUUCAACAGAAGCUGAGUAUCGAUCCUUGGCACAUACCUCAGCUAAUAUAGCUUGGAUAAGGCAAGUGUUGCAAGAUUUAAAAGUCCGUCUGCCUCAUCAACCUGUUUUGCAUUGUGACAACUUGUCAGCUAUUGCACCCAGUUCUAACCCUGUUUUUCAUUCACGUAUCAAGCAUUUAGAUACUGAUUUUCAUUUUGUCAAAGAGAGAGUUCAAAGAGGAGACCUGAUUGUUCAAUACAUACCAACUGAAGAACAAGUGGCUGAUGUAUUUACCAAAGGUCUUCAUAGUCCUAUUUUCCUCAAACACUGUAUUAAUCUUAGAUUGGGGAACCCAGCUGGGUUUGAGGGGGAAUGA
This is a messenger RNA of Prunus avium (sweet cherry), 1071 nucleotides long. NCBI's taxonomy places the organism in Eukaryota, Viridiplantae, Streptophyta, Magnoliopsida, Rosales, Rosaceae. The record is from RefSeq and is a predicted model, not a curated record.